Molecule: messenger RNA, 2261 nt
Organism: Scleropages formosus (Asian bonytongue)
Lineage: Eukaryota; Metazoa; Chordata; Actinopteri; Osteoglossiformes; Osteoglossidae
Gene: nop9
Product: NOP9 nucleolar protein
Exons: 12
Coding region: 136-1998 (620 amino acids)
Biological process (GO): endonucleolytic cleavage to generate mature 5'-end of SSU-rRNA from (SSU-rRNA, 5.8S rRNA, LSU-rRNA); endonucleolytic cleavage in 5'-ETS of tricistronic rRNA transcript (SSU-rRNA, 5.8S rRNA, LSU-rRNA); endonucleolytic cleavage in ITS1 to separate SSU-rRNA from 5.8S rRNA and LSU-rRNA from tricistronic rRNA transcript (SSU-rRNA, 5.8S rRNA, LSU-rRNA)
Cellular component (GO): preribosome, small subunit precursor; 90S preribosome; nucleolus
Molecular function (GO): RNA binding
Source: RefSeq, a predicted model, not a curated record
GUGGGGAUGACGUAGUCAUUAUGCGCACGACUCGGAGAAACAUAAUGAAAACUUUAUGAAUGUUCUUUGAAGAAAGAAAAUAAAUCAUAUGCCCCAGGAAAGUGGCUAGAACAGUGCUAGUGACUACAAUAAAUCAUGAUGAAGGAGGGACAAAAACGACAUAAAAUUCAACGGAAGGAAGGUGGAAACAAGAAGAAGUCUGGCAUGGGAGGAAAGGGACGAGAGGGAUCAAGUCAUGGGGGUGGCAAAGAGCAGGAAGGAGGUUUGAGAAAACGUCUGGAUGCCAUGAGUGUCGGUUACUUUCGCAGAGUGAGUGAGAGACUGGGUGAGAGUUUUGCCGAAGAAGAGGAGAAAGCUAUGUUUGUGGAGAAUGUGCUGACAGAAGUGAAGGGGCAGGCCAUUCUUGUGGCCACUGAUGUGACUGGCAGUGUGACCCUACAGCGUCUGCUUCCAUUGGCGAGUGUCACCCAGGUUGGAGAGAUGUUGGCUGAACUUGGAGGAUCCACUGGCUCGGACUUCAAGAGAGUGUCUUGUGAUCAGUGUGGGGGUCAUGUGAUGGAGAGUGCACUCAGGCAGAUGCCGAGGUGGAAAGAACAAUCCAGGCCAGAAGGUGAGCAGGAGACAAUCGCAAGUGAGGAUGGUGACACAGGUGACGUGAACUGUGGGAUACUAGAAGCGCAAGUUCUCUGCCUGUCCCAAGUGGUGACCGAGGAGGUGGUAGGAUUCAUCAGACACACACAUGGAUCCCACGUGGCCCGAACACUCAUUCACGUGCUUGGGGGUUGCCUCGGCCCAGCCCAGUCUGACACGCGACCAGGAGGUAAAACCCGGAACGUCAGCACCUCUCUGAGCGACUUUGAUGUUCCCUCAUCCUUUCCUGUAGCUCUGAAAAAACUGUCCCUGGCUCUGAUGGAAAAUGUCAACGUGUGUGUGACAGAUAUGGCAGCCACCACAGUGCUUCAGACAAUGCUGACUGUAUGUCACCGGAAAAGGCCCAAGCUGUGUAAGAGGCUUUUGAAAGGCAUUGUGGGAUACUUGACGUCCCUCAGCUCUGCACCAGGAGUCAGUCCCCUUCUGGUGUUCAUGAAAGACCAAGGUUCCAGCAGACUCAUCGAGACGGUCUUGCAGUUGUCCCACAAGGCCUUACUCUGUAACCUUUAUAAGAACCACUUUAAGGGUCAGCUAGUCAAUCUAGCACUGCACCCAAUCGCCAACUUCCCUGUGCAGAGGUUGAUAACUGCCUCUGCCAGUUACAAACUGUUUCUCAAAGUGUUUGAUGAACUAGAAGAAGGCUUGGAGGCCAUCUUGGCUGCGGGUCACAUGGGUGUGGUGGUCCAGCUGGCAGAGAGCUGUGUGCUGCAAGAGGAGCGGCAGAGAGAGAUGUUGCAGUGCCUCCUAGAGGCUUUCCAUUGUGCAGAACCCCCUUCUCGACACGUCAGCUGCCUCCCACUCUUCCUCUCCCUGCUCACACACGAGGUGUACUAUGGCGAGCAGAUGCACAGUGACGCUGCAGACACAAUGCGCCCCCUAUGGGGUAUGUGUUACCAUGGGUCCUGCCUCGUCCAGGCUCUGGCGAAGUGCAAGAACAAUUCUUUUCUGAUGAACAGCCUGCAUGCACUUUCUCCUGCUAACCUCCUGACCUUGGGCACUGACCCGUCCGGUAGCCAUGUGCUACAGGCCCUGCUGAUUUCCGCAAGCGACAAAGGGAGGGGCAAGAUUCUGAGAAAGCUGGAGGGUCAGUUUGUCAAGCUGUCCUGUUCAAAGUAUGGCAGUCGGGUUUUGGAGGCGGUCUGGAAGAGCGCCACUCUGGGUCAGAGGCAGGCCAUGGCACAGGAACUAGUGUCCAGUGAGUCUGUGCUGAGAUCAGAUCAGUUUGCACGGCACGUUUGGGCCAAAUUCGCUCUGACCCACUUUGUGAAGAGGCGAGCCCAGUGGCAGGAGGUGCAGAACGGACAGUCCAAGAAGAGAAAAAUGUUCAGUGAUAUUCUUGAAUCAUAGAGAGGCCGUACUCAUGAGUCCAAAAGAUUGUCAUAAAAAUUCCAUUACAGUACAGGUUUUGAUUGAACUUGGACUGUACAUAGUCAUAUUACAAAUUCCCUUGUGCUGUAGCAGUACUAGCUUCUUUUAUCUGAAGAUAAUUCUGUUUUUUCUAAAAAUUUAAUAAAAUAUUUCUUUUUACGCACACAUUAACACCAAUAUUUUUUGGUCAACUUCCUGUGGGAUUCAUACCCUUAUAGACUUGGAGCACAAAAUAAAAUGCA